Molecule: messenger RNA, 981 nt
Organism: Aspergillus terreus NIH2624
Lineage: Eukaryota; Fungi; Ascomycota; Eurotiomycetes; Eurotiales; Aspergillaceae
Product: alpha/beta fold hydrolase
Exons: 2
Coding region: 1-981 (326 amino acids)
Molecular function (GO): hydrolase activity
Source: RefSeq, a predicted model, not a curated record
AUGACGUCAUAUGGCAGAGCAACGGCUUGUCUAUCUAUGAACCCCGAUACCCUGUUGAAUAGUCCUCCCCAUUGGAAAAAGCACAACGCGUGGAUCAAAACUACCGACGACGAUGCGCCCUCGGUCCGGAUUAGCUACAUCGACUGCGCACCAUCAACCUCUUCGCUUGCCAAGGGAGUAUUGCUCCUAAUCCACGGUUUUCCUCAAACCUCGUACCAAUUCCGCCAUGUAAUACGACCACUGGCUGAUGAGGGUUUCCGGGUAAUAGCUCCCGACUACCGCGGAGCUGGACAAUCAUCGCAUCCAUCUCACGAUUUUAGAAAGUCCACGAUGGCUCGAGACCUAUUUGUCCUUAUUCACGAUCAUCUUCACAUCGAGUCGCCCAUAUAUCUCGUUGGCCAUGACAUUGGCGGGAUGAUUGCGCACGCAUACGUUUCGAUGUAUCCGCAACAUGUCGCCUGUAUUAUCUGGGGAGAAUGUCCGCUUCCUGGAACUUCCUGCUACCUCGCAAACAAGCGGAUGCCGGAGCAGUUCCAUUUCAUGUUUCAUUGUGCGCCGGACGACUUGGCACCGUCACUUGUCGCGGGGAGGGAGAAAAUGUACUUGAAUCAUUUCUUCUCCAGGCUAAGUUUCAACGCCGACGCCAUAUCGGCUGCUGACUGCGAGUAUUAUGCCUUGCAAUAUUCGCAACCGGGGGCCCUUCGGUGUGCAUUCGAAGUAUACCGGGCCUUUGAAGAGGAUGCUAAGGAGAAUCUCGAGUCGCUACGUCUGAAAGGCAAGUGUAUGCGGCCUGUGCUCAUUCUAAGUGGCUCGGAAAGUCGUCAUGCCGCCGAAGCCAAAGAUAUGGUAACGGAGGUUUAUGGCGGUGAUAUUCACGUCGCGGUGGUGGAAGAUUCUGGCCAUUACAUUGCGGAAGAGAACCCCGCUGGCUUUGUGCAGGCGGUUUUGGCAUUCGUGUCCAAGUACCCGCUACAGUUGUGA